Messenger RNA from Temnothorax curvispinosus, 809 nucleotides. It is a transcript of the gene Mpc1, whose product is annotated as mitochondrial pyruvate carrier 1-like. Gene Ontology annotation, cellular component: mitochondrial inner membrane. Lineage: Eukaryota; Metazoa; Arthropoda; Insecta; Hymenoptera; Formicidae. Bases 346 to 660 code for a protein of 104 amino acids. Gene Ontology annotation, biological process: pyruvate import into mitochondria. The record is from RefSeq and is a predicted model, not a curated record. The transcript has 3 exons.
UCAACUUUAACGAUUAAUAUCUCGCGUCGCGGGGCAGAGCAACACUUUUUUCUGCCAGAUUCUUUCGUUUCGUCCAAAAACGCGUCGAAUGAGCUUAAAUUCAUCGUUUUUUGUGCUGCUGUAGCUAAACUGUAGAAUUACCCCAUAAAGAAACGGAUUGGUUUAUUUCCUUAUGCACAUGCAUAUGGACCAAUCAAUUCUCUUAUGCUUAUGUUAGAGUUUCCAAGCCUGUUGCAGCCAUAGAUCGCAUUCCAAGCGAAGUCCAACACGACCGUGGUCCAAACCCGUCGAAUUUAUUUACGUAAGCAAUUUCUCGCUCUCGCUGUGAAAAUACGAAUAUUCAAGAUGAACCGUUUUAUGAAAGUCCUCAAGAGCAAAGAAACUCGUGACUAUUUUAUGAGCACACACUUUUGGGGCCCUGUUGCUAAUUGGGCGAUACCGAUAGCUGCCAUCUCUGACAUCCAAAGGGAUCCCAAGUAUAUUAGUGGUAAAAUGACCUUUGCUUUAUGCUUAUAUUCAGCAAUGUUCAUGAGAUUUGCAAUCAAGGUGCAGCCACGCAACAUGCUUCUAUUUGCCUGCCACUUUGUCAAUGAAGGCGCACAAGUUACACAAGGUUGUAGAUUUAUUAAGCAUCAUUAUCUUAGUAAGAAGGAACAGUAAGUCGAAAAAUAUAUGUGAUAUUUACUUUGCCAAAGCAAUAGGGUUUUAUAUUAAUGUAUAUAAAAAUCAUGUAAAAAUUAUGUAAAGUUCAUGCAAAAUCAAUAUUUGUAAAUAUGUAAGUAUAUAAACAAGAAUUAUUCUUUGAUGAA